AUUACAAUAUUUAAAAACAUUCUAAAAAAAUAUUAUUGUUCUUGUUUUUAUUGAUGCUACAACAUAAGCACAAAAGCGCCUAUACAUAUGCUGUCUUGAGAUCCAUUUUUAAAAUGGGUCUGUGUCAAAAGUUACCCACUUUUGAAAUACAUGCCCCUAAAAGGAGUGUAGCGUAUGCUGGCAAUUCACUCUUUUGAGACAUGCUCAAAAAUGCUUUCUAUGGUCCCCAAAAAACGUGGUCUAGUUUUGCAGCACACUGAGGCACAUACUCGAAAUGCUGUACUGACAUAUCACUAGGUUUUAAACCGUAACACCCAGAUAUGCUGUCUACGUAGACAGCUGGCUAUGAUUUGAGACGGCGCCGCUGUUUAUAGGGUCAUCGUGUGUUGUUCACGCUGGGAUCCACUCCAUCCACAUUCAGCGCACAUCGAUCCUUCCCCUCUCUCUCCUUCAUCAUCGAUACAGAUGAUUAAACAGACGCCUCUGUUUGUUUGCUGUUGUGUUGCGAUAUUGUGCAUGCGGCGUCAGAACUAGAUUUGUAUCGUGCUUUACGAGGACAUCGGAAGAACGCUCUUAACGUGAUGUUUCAAAUGUUUGGAGUGGAUUUGGUUGCUUCUGAAUCGCAUUAACGGAGUUACAAGCUUUAAGACGCCCGCGGACAAAGCGACAUUUCUGGGCAUGAUGUCCACAUGCCUCUGUGUCCUGGAGCGCAUCCUGUUGUGUUGAGGAUAGACAUCUGCAAUGAAGGAGUUCUCCAAACAAACAUGUAAACCAAACACGAGGAUCUUAUUUCUUUCCCAUCGUUUCGGAUGCACAUAUUAGCAAUGCAUUUAAAACAUUGAAGAUUUCAAUGCAAAACAUGGAGAUAAGAAAAUGUUUUGUUUUUUGGUUACAGUGCCAUGAUUUUCUUUGACUGGGCUGUGUAAUGCUUCCUUCAUCAGAUCAGAGAUGUUUCUUCAAGAUCCAGCUGUCUCGUCAGUUCCUUGAGGACGUUUAAUUCUGAUUCACUUGUGUUGCUUUAAAGUUGUGUUUUAUUGCUGGUGGGUAGAUGACAGGCAACAUGCAUCUCGGAGUAGAGGAGCCCAUCCGAGAGUGCCAGUACAAUCAGAUCUGCACACACAACUCCUCACCCAUGGACACGCCACACACCAAGAAGAAGAAGAUCAAAAGGAAAUGGCAGGUUUUUCCUGGCCGAAAUAAGUUUUACUGCAACGGCAGGAUCAUGAUGGCAAAGCAGACCGGGGUCUUCUAUCUUACAACGGUUCUCAUUUUGGUGACCAGUGGCCUCUUCUUUGCCUUUGACUGCCCAUUCCUGGCAUCAAACCUGACCCCUGCUAUUCCGGCCGUCGGAGGAGUGCUGUUCGUCUUCGUGAUGGGAAUGCUGCUCCGGGCGAGCUUCAGCGACCCGGGCGUCCUGCCCAGGGCCACACCAGAGGAAGCAGCCGACACUGAGAGGCAGAUAGAUGCAACCAACGGCCCGAGCGGCCCAGGGUACAGGCCACCCCCCCGGACCAGAGAGGUGGUCAUUAAUGGACAAACAGUCAAACUAAAAUACUGUUUCACCUGCAAGAUCUUCCGCCCACCGCGGGCUUCGCACUGCAGCCUGUGUGACAACUGCGUGGAGAGAUUUGAUCAUCACUGCCCGUGGGUGGGCAACUGUGUGGGGAGGAGGAACUAUCGCUUCUUCUACCUCUUCAUCCUCUCACUCUCCUUCCUCACCAUCUUCAUCUUCGCCUUCGUCAUCACGCACGUAAUACUGAGAUCCAACAGGACUGGCUUUCUUAGUGCUCUCAAAGACAGCCCAGCCAGUGUUCUGGAAGUGGUGGUGUGCUUUUUCUCCGUCUGGUCCAUCGUGGGACUGUCAGGAUUCCAUACCUACCUGAUCAGCUCCAAUCAGACCACCAAUGAAGACAUCAAAGGUUCAUGGUCAUCCAAACGAGGCAAAGGCAACUUCAACCCCUACAGCUACGGAAACUUCCUCACCAACUGCUGCGCUGCACUGUGUGGACCUCUGCCGCCGAGUUUGAUUGACAGAAGAGGUUUUGUCCAGCCAGACACUCCGCAGCCUGCAGCCCAGACAAACGGCACCGGCGCCUGCCCCUCCAAUCAAGUCCAGAGUCACAUGUGUGCUCAAGACCAGUGCAUUCAGAGCACCAAAUUCGUUUUGCAGGCCGCCACCAACCCGCUGCUCCACAGUCAGCCCAUCAUUCUGGGCGGAGGCGCGCCCCUCCAGGCCAAGACCUCUCUGGGUGGGCCGUGCUCCACUCUGGGCCCCUCUCAGGCCUCGCUGCCCUCCUCUAUCCCUGGCCUCAGCUGCGGGGGAGAGCUGAUGGCCCUGCGAGACUCUGAGAUCCACUGUCACCAUCACCUACACCAUCAACAUUUCAUCAGUCCGGAGGAGACGCCCUCCCCGCCUGCAGCCCUGCCCUGCGCCACCCACCUGGGUCACAACGUUCACCCGGCGCAGCUCUUCAACCCCGCCAGCCAGGACUCGCUCCAUGAAGACUCUGUGCGGGGUUUGGUGAAGCUGAGCUCGGUGUGAGCUGUUUUUAGUGCCGUUCUGCUGAACUGGACCAGAAGCCAUACGGUAAUUUACACACACAUAACAGCGUCCUCCUGGAUGUAAUGGAGGCAGCCGCCCCGAACAGUUUCUGGAGUACCAAGUGAGGACCAAAGCUAGUCUUCCAGCUCUGUUAUUACCCAAGCUGUAUAUUUUUUUCCUUUUAUGGAAGCUUGUUUCCACUACGGAUUAACAAUAUUUAAAAAAGGUAACUGCGACUGAUUCUGACUUUUUAGUUGCAACUGUCAAUUUGGAUUUUUUUUCUCAGAAUUGCUUGUUUAUGUUUUGCAAUUGUGAGAAUAGAUCUCACAAUUCUGACUUUUUCCCCCCUCAGAAUUCUGCAUGUGCAUGUGGUCGGGUCAGGCCGGGUGAAAAAAACUGUAAAGAUGUCAACUCAGAAUUCAGUGAAAGAAAAAAGAAAAGGUCAGAAAUGUGAGAUAUAAACUCAAAAUUGUAAGUUUGUAACUCAAUUCUAUGGAGAAAAACCUGAACUAUGGAGUAUAGUAUAUAGAAUUAGAGUAUAUAGAAUUGUGAAAUACUAAAUCAGAAUUCUGAGAAAAAUGGUGAGAUUUGUGAGAUACAAAUCACAACUGCAAAAGUCAAGAUUCAAGAUACAAACUCAGAAUUCUGAGGAAAAAACCUAGAAUUGUAAGAUUUAAACUAGUAAUUCUAGAAGAAAAAAAUCUAAAUUGUGAGAUGUAAGCUCAGAAUUGCAAGUUUAUAACUAACAAUUCUUAGAAAAAAUUCAGAAUUAUGAAAAAAAAAAGGUCAGAUUUAUGAGAUAAUCUCACAAUUCAAAAAAAAAAAAAAAAAAAAAAACCUUUAGAAGUGUCAGAUACAAACUGACCAAAUUUAUUUCAAAAUAAAGUCGGACUUUAUUGAGAGAUGAACUUGUAAUUCUAGGGGAAAAAAUUGUGUGAUGUAAACUCACAAUUGCAAGUCUAUAACUAACAAUUCUUAAAAUAAGGUAGAAUUUUCAGAUAUAAUUCUGAAUUCUAAAUUAGAAUAAUGAGAUAUGAACUCGCAAUUCUAAAACUGUAAGAUAAAAAGUCACAAUUACCUUUCUUAAAAGCAGCUCUAUAGAGCACAACAGUGGCCAAGGAUUUCAUUUCUCCAUAAAGAUUUCAUAAAUGUUCUCCAGUAAAGAAAUCAAAGCCCUAAACCAAACCAACCAGCUCUAAUAUGAAUCAUCAUAAACUCAGAUAUGAAGAAAACAAUAUAAGACAUGAACUGCUCAUCCAGUGAAGCACUGUGAAUGACACAAGAAACUACAGCUCAAUAUAAAACAAAACAUUUUAUUUAUAUUACAACAUAUUGUGACUGUGUCGUUCACAGUGCUGCAUUGCAGUGCUCGGUCAUUGCUGAGCUCUUUUGCAGUGAUUUAUGUUUCCAUAGUAACAAGUCCUCUUGUUGUUUCGUUCUAGUUGAGAUUAUGGUGUAGGGGAAUUCAGCUAUUAAAAAUAUCUUUUAAAAAAGACCUUGAAAUCACAGACUUAAUGGUUUCUACAGCAGCACAUACCGUGUUUUAAAGUUCAGAAGCCUCUUAAAAGGUUCAUGUGCUACUGGGGUUCAAAUUCAAUUAAUCUUUGGAGAAAGUAAAUGGGAUUUUACUUGUGGAAGCUGACUGUUGUGCUCGAGAAGUGUUUCUUUAAGCUGUCAGUCAGUCAAUAAAUGGGAUCAUUUCAUAAGAACAGUGUUGAUCUGUGGUCCUCCAGUCGUAUUAGCUGAGCUGGUGAGAUGACAGCAAAUCAGUUCAGUGUUCGUCUGUUUGUACAGCCUGCGAUUCAGACGCUCACAAACCCAUCUGUCCCAAAGUCUGACAUGAGAUAUGAAACAUGCGACGUCACUGCCUUUAUCUCUCUCUCUGGGGGUUAUGUCGAUGAUAUUAGUGGUAUUAUCUAUGAUAAUUAUGCUUUGGUUAUAUACUGCAUCAAAUUGAAACCAGGUGCCAACACAUUAUGGUCAUGUGAUUAUGUGCCAAAAAGCAGUUUACUGGUGAAAAAAAAAAAAAAAGUGGAUUAUUGUGGAUGUUAAUAAAUUCACAACUUUUUAAAAAAAACUCUUUAUGAUUGUCU
Carassius gibelio (silver crucian carp) is the source of this 4635-nucleotide messenger RNA. Its product is annotated as palmitoyltransferase ZDHHC14. The coding region runs from base 1049 to 2542 and encodes 497 amino acids. Gene Ontology annotation, cellular component: Golgi apparatus; endoplasmic reticulum. The record is from RefSeq and is a predicted model, not a curated record. NCBI's taxonomy places the organism in Eukaryota, Metazoa, Chordata, Actinopteri, Cypriniformes, Cyprinidae. The transcript is spliced from 9 exons. Gene Ontology annotation, biological process: protein targeting to membrane; peptidyl-L-cysteine S-palmitoylation. Gene Ontology annotation, molecular function: protein-cysteine S-palmitoyltransferase activity.